Messenger RNA from Penicilliopsis zonata CBS 506.65, 879 nucleotides. RefSeq lists its product as hypothetical. The record is from RefSeq and is a predicted model, not a curated record. The transcript has a single exon. Bases 1 to 879 code for a protein of 292 amino acids. Lineage: Eukaryota; Fungi; Ascomycota; Eurotiomycetes; Eurotiales; Aspergillaceae.
AUGACUCCCAGGCUGAGCAACCUGUUUCCCUGGAGGAACCGAUCUCAACGGUCACCCGAAGCCGCGCAGAUGCUGGCGCUGUUUCAUGAGGUGGUGAACGAGAGGAACGACCUCGACCUGAAAUUGAAAUAUGCUCUGGAAACCAUAAAAAUGCUACAGUCUCAGAUAGCGGAGUACGAUUUCCUUCUGCUGCAGACACAGUCACACAUGUUGAAGAAGCGCAGACAGAAAACCCCGGAGAAGCAGCACUUGGGCAACAACAACGAGAAGCCCCCAGUGGAAACUCAUCGUUACCACUCGUGGAUUGCCGGCAUCUGGCUGUGUUCUGCAGACACCUUCAACUAUCUGGAAGAGUUAGAGAGACUGUGGGUACAGGGCCAGACACAACGGGCAAUCAACGCCGCAUUUCGGUUGCUUGCCACUCGCAGGAAGACUGACGUUGUGAACAAAUUGCGCUGUCGUCUAUUCCUCUCUGCCGUCUACCACAGCUGCCAGCGAUAUCACGAGUCAGAAAAACAGCUCGAGGUUGUGAUCGAAAUGCUCAACGAGCCUGACUUCUCUCGGCCUUCGAUGAUCAAGGAGCUAGCUGGGAUUGCCCGAUUCAUUCAAGGAUGCAACUGGCUAGCCACUGGAGAAUUACAAGCUGCAUACUGGGCAUUUGCUCGUGCCUUACACACCCCGGGCUACCAUGAUAGAGCUAGGGACCUCCAGAAAGAGACUGUUAACCGCUGUGCCGAGGAAGGGGUGCAGCCAUCCAGCGGGACUUACUCGGCAUCCCCGUUCUCGGCUGAAUCGAAAAAGGCCGACUGGGCUUCUGCGCCGCAGUCGCAAGGGUCAGUCCAUUCAGGCCCGGCUUUUGAAAAUGUCCGGGAGAUCUGA